AUGGAGCCAGACCGGGCUGCGUUCCCCGUCGAGGCCGUAGUCGAUUCCCCCACCUCGGACUCUUCCCAUACUCCUCCUGGACAAGAUGUUGAGAGCGUCGUGGAGAAUGAGAAUGCUUCAGGCCAAGAUCCCGCCAACGAUGGCGAGCACCGUUACGACUAUCCUACAGGCCUCAAGCUUGCCUCGAUCCUGGCGGGCGCCACCAUGGCAUACUAUCUCCUUUUCCUCGACCUGGCCAUCGUUUCCACCGCAACGCCCGCCAUUACUACCGAAUUCGACGCCUUGAUAGACAUCGGCUGGUACUCGGGUGCCUAUCAACUGGCAAGCGCUGCCUUUCAGCCACUGAGUGGCAAGAUCUACACCUAUUUCUCCCUCAAGUGGACCUUUCUCGCCUUCUUCUUCGUCUUUGAGCUGGGUUCGGCCAUAUGCGGUGCGGCACAAUCGUCACCUAUGUUCAUUAUCGGCCGCGCCAUCGCCGGCCUUGGUUCUUCCGGUCUGUUUACUGGCUGUCUUACCACCGUCGCCAAUUGCAUCCCAAAAGAGCGGCGGCCGUUGUUUCAAGCAAUCAACAUAGGUAUUGGCCAGCUUGGUCUUGCGUGCGGCCCCAUCGUUGGAGGUGCUUUCACAACCCGCGUCUCAUGGAGAUGGUGCUUCUACGUCAACCUACCCAUCGGUGCUGUCGUUGGCCUCUGCCUCAUCUUCAGUAAAGUGCCAGAGGCAACUGUCAAGCCUCCCUGGCGCCACGUUCUCGGCACCGCCGUCAAGUCGCUAGACCUGGUCGGAUUUGCCCUCGUUAGCCCGGCUGCGAUUAUGCUUUUGUUGGCCCUCGAGUAUGGCGGAAACCAGUAUGCCUGGGACAGCUCGGUCGUCAUUGGCCUACUAUGCGGAGCCGCUGCUGUCUUUGCGCUCUUUUUAUUCUGGGAACACCGAGAAGGGGACGGCGCAAUGAUCCCGUUUGCCUUUCUUAGGAGCCCUGUCGUCCGAUCAGCAUCACUGACGCAAUUCUUUUCCCUCGGCGGCGUUCUCAUCGGCGACUUUUACCUGGCCAUAUAUUUCCAGACCAUCAACAAUAAUUCGGCUCUGAUGAGCGGCGUGCAUUUGCUUCCGGUAACACUGGGCCUGGUCAUAUUUACCUUCGUCACCGGCGGCUUGAUACAAGUCACGGGCUACUAUCUACCCUGGAUUCUAGCGGGUAGUGCCAUCGCAACCAUAGGCUACGGACUCAUGUCAAUGCUGAGCCCCACAACUACCUUCGGGCAAUGGUUCGGCUACUUAUGCGUCUACGGCAUCGGUAGCGGCGUGGGAAAUUCAGGUUCAUACAUCGCCGUCCAAAACCUCGUCCCCCUGAAACAGAUCCCCACGGCCAUCGCGAUCGUCAUAUUCGCCCAGAACGUGGGCGCCGCCGUUUGGGUCGUCGUCGCCAACGCCAUCUUCAACAACAGCCUGCGCAAAGAACUGACGCAGCGAGCGGCGCUCAUCGGGCCCAGCCCCGAGGUCAUCAUCGAGGCUGGUACCCGCAACAUCCGCGCCGCGGGCCUGACUCCCUCUGAACUGGCCGCCGUCCUGGUGGCCUAUGGCAAGGCGAUUGAUCGGACCAUGUAUCUCGGCAUUGCCGUUUUCGGCAGCGUCAUGCUUGUUGCAUGGGAAAUGGGCUUUACGAACCUCAAAGAGGUCAAGCGGCAAAAGGAGCUCAAGAACGAUAGCACACCUGAGGAGGGAAUGGAUGUCUCAUCGGAUGUCAAGUCUGUGGAGCAGGUGCGCACGUGA
This is a messenger RNA of Letharia columbiana, 1767 nucleotides long. RefSeq lists its product as uncharacterized. The transcript is spliced from 3 exons. Gene Ontology annotation, biological process: transmembrane transport. Gene Ontology annotation, molecular function: transmembrane transporter activity. The record is from RefSeq and is a predicted model, not a curated record. Bases 1 to 1767 code for a protein of 588 amino acids. NCBI's taxonomy places the organism in Eukaryota, Fungi, Ascomycota, Lecanoromycetes, Lecanorales, Parmeliaceae.